Molecule: messenger RNA, 1044 nt
Organism: Oppiella nova
Lineage: Eukaryota; Metazoa; Arthropoda; Arachnida; Sarcoptiformes; Oppiidae
Source: the annotation of a GenBank genome assembly
AUGGGAGAUAAUAAUAGCAACAUGCUCAUUUAUCAACGCGAUGACCAAAACGACAAGAUACUGGACUUCGACAUUCGUGGUCUACACGUGGAAAGAGUCGUGUAUAACAAACACGUGCCAAACCUUAAGGAACAGCUGGUAACCCAGAUCAUCGACUCAAAAGGCGACUUAAAAGGACUUAAUAGGCUUGUUAAGGACGCAGUAGAUUUCACUUUGUUAUCGUAUCCAAACGUGGAGGACCAUAAUGCUUUAUUGGGAGUGGUUAUGUGGAACUUAUUCGGUUUCUUUCUGGAUGAUUUCCUGGAUGGUCACACUACACAACAAGCGUAUUGGGUGAGAAAAUGGAAACAAAACAUAACGGUUGGCCACUCGUCUGGCACCGACUUUUUGGAUUUAUUUUUUAAUAAAUUGUGCGCACAAAUGAACAAGAUACUUUCGGAGAAAUUGAUUCGGAUGCACAAUUCUUGGUACAUUAAAUAUCUUGAUUACUACGCUGAAACAAAAAAGGUUAAGACUGGCGAUCAUAUGUACACAAUGGCUGAGUACGAUGCACUCAGGAUAAUUGACAGCCUCUACGAUAUCAUACCAAUUUUUCUGUGCGGAUCUUCCAAGUUCGAUCCUGAUGAAUAUCCCGAAAUUGUCACUGAUGAAGCAUGGACCAUGUUCAACACGUGGGCGGCGCGACACGCCUAUUACGUGAAUGAUUUGUACUCGAGCAAAAAAGAGACCUUGCAGCAUCAGGGCAAAUUCAACCUGAUCUACGUGAUCAUGUCUAAUGACAAAUGUGAUGCUCAAACGGCAGCCGAUAAAACGGUGACAAUGAUUGCCGAGGCGUGGACCAUGGUCAUUAAGUAUGCUGAUAUGUUGAGACUACAUAAUAUACCCUUGCUACGUCAAUAUAUCACCGAUAUAAAAUGCAUGCUCAAAGGCAACCUAUACUGGUCAUCGAUUACCCCGCGUACAAACAACACUAUUUCACUAUCUGCUCUGUCGUCACCGGUAGGUCUGGCCCAUGGAUUAGCGUACGUACACUACGGGGCAUAA